Messenger RNA from Paramecium tetraurelia, 1068 nucleotides. RefSeq lists its product as uncharacterized. The transcript has 3 exons. The record is from RefSeq and is a predicted model, not a curated record. Lineage: Eukaryota; Ciliophora; Oligohymenophorea; Peniculida; Parameciidae.
AUGAAUCAUCGAUUAUGCGUUUGCAAAUACAGAAACCCCAUAGAAUUCGUUUGUACUCUAAAGGAAUGCACUGAUCGGAGACUGAUUUGCAAAUCCUGUGCUUGGGAUCAUAAGCGUCACGAUUCCAAAGUUCUUUAAAUUAACGAAUUCGAAACCAUGAUUACAAAUGACUCUCUGGUUUAAAGAAUCCAAGACGUGCAGAAUGCGGAAGGUAUAAACAACACUCUUGACCAACUAAUGCAAAUAGCUUAAACAGACAUAAUGUAAACACUGAAGAAGAGAUGCACAGAAUUGAAGGACAAAGUCAAGAAGCAUUACAACCCAUUCAAUAGGACCGUCGAACACAUUACAAACAUAUCUAAAAAAUACUAUAAUUCAUCGACCAUCGACUCUCUAGUCAAGGAAUUGGACAUCAGCGACAUUUAAGGAUAAUUAUAAAAAAUGGAGGCCGCUCAAUUUUAAAAGUUUUCUCUGAUUUGCAAAGAAAUCUUGAAUUUGUCAGACGCCCUAGACAAACUGAGAAAGGCAUGUUAAGAAGAUGCAUCUCCAGAACUAAAAUCUAUUAGAAAUUACAUCCAAUAAAAUCUGGAAUUUAAAGAAGUUAAACCAAAAGUUUCCUACAAUUAAGAUCUAAACGACUACAUCGAGAAAUCAGCAGUCUAGCUAUAAAAAUAGCAGAUUUUGGAUAGAUCACAAUUGCAAUAAUAGAAACAAUAACAAUAGGUUUAAUAGACUCAAUUAGAUUAUAAGAAGGUUGCUCCUUAGCACAUGUAUUUAUCUCAUUUGGAGAUUCAGAAAUAACCCAAGCAAUUGCAAGAGAAGGCCUCUCCCUACAAUUACAAUUAAGAGAGAUUAAAAACGGAACAUGUAUAAUACAAAUCUCUGCUUGAUUACUCCUUUAUGAAAGAGGACAAAUCACAAUAACUGCCAAAAUACCAUUACAUGGAUUACAACAAAAAACAGGAAGAACCCAAUAAUCAAUUUAAUAGUCUAUCUAAUACUGACAGGCUCUACCCCUUUUAUCAAAGAUAAUCAUCCCAAAGCUUAUAUUAAUCUUCAAAGAAAUGA